UGUCGGUUAGCGUUGUGCAAAAAACAAACACGCUUUGAAACUCGGUGGAGUUUCACACUUCGAUGGACGGUUUCACACCGUCGCACUUAAAAUAAGCGAUAAUUUUGUCCAAAAAUACUGACUAAGGCGUUAGUCCUAUUUAUGGAUGGAAGCGACUAUUUGAAUCUAUUUGAUAAGGGACAAGUGCUUUGAUUACCUGCAAGCUGCAGUCCACAUGAAUAACCUGAAUGACCCUCAAGACUGGAAUAUAAGGCCAGAGAGGCAGGGGGGUGGUGGUGGUGACAGCAGCAAGUGGAACUAUGCCCUUCUUGUGCCCAUUCUGGGACUUGCUGCCUUUCGAUGGAUCUGGUCCAGGGAGUCUCAAAAGGAAAUCAGGGAGGCCAAGGUCAAGUAUGAAAAGACCGUAAAGUCAAUCCAGAAGGACCUGGAUGUGAAAUACCGAAAGGCGCUUUCUGAAGAUCGCAGAGAAACAGCUCAGCUCGAGCUUGAUCUGGAGAAAGAAAAGCAGCGGGUGCAUGGCUACCGUCAAGCCCUGGCUUCCCAGAGUCAGCAUCUCGAGGAGGAACGCAGAGGCAUGAGGUUAGAGCGUGAAGUUUUAGAAAAUGAGAGAUCUAGAUUGCGUUACGCGGGGCCUAGUAGUGCCCUCUUCCAAGGGGCCCUGGAAAAGGAGAAGGAGAGAGAGCAGAGGGCUUCACUGGCUCUGAAGGACGUAGAGUACAGGCUGGUGGAAAGGCAAAGGGCCUUCUGCAGUAUUUUGGUGUCUCGUGCAAGGAGGGUGGAGAUGGAGAAGGACCUUCUUGUUCGUACGGCCAAAGAGCCCCUUCUUGCACAUCUGGAGAUGGAGGAAGGUCUCAGGGAUAUUUUUAAGAAUGAUCGUAGCUGCGCUGAGUAUCUCAACAUGGAUGAGCGGAGGAAUGGGAGUCUGAUGUGGCUGUAUCUCAGAUACUGGAAGCUGCAGCUCACUCUUCAAACACACCAGAGAGCUGAGGAGGCUAUCACUGGCACACAGACAAAAAAGUGACAUCCGGUGAUCAGAAAUGAAUCUGUGUCACUAAAAUUAUGUGUUGAAGAUCUCGUUGUCAAUAAAGUUAAUGAGAUUCA
This is a messenger RNA of Puntigrus tetrazona (Sumatra barb), 1101 nucleotides long. RefSeq names its product coiled-coil domain containing 127b (gene ccdc127b). The coding region runs from base 215 to 1021 and encodes 268 amino acids. NCBI's taxonomy places the organism in Eukaryota, Metazoa, Chordata, Actinopteri, Cypriniformes, Cyprinidae. The transcript is spliced from 3 exons. The record is from RefSeq and is a predicted model, not a curated record.